This is a messenger RNA of Myotis lucifugus (little brown bat), 3769 nucleotides long. RefSeq names its product ATP-binding cassette sub-family A member 8-like. Gene Ontology annotation, biological process: lipid transport; transmembrane transport. Bases 80 to 3769 code for a protein of 1229 amino acids. Gene Ontology annotation, cellular component: mitochondrial inner membrane; intracellular membrane-bounded organelle. The transcript has 30 exons. Gene Ontology annotation, molecular function: ATP hydrolysis activity; ABC-type transporter activity; ATP binding. NCBI's taxonomy places the organism in Eukaryota, Metazoa, Chordata, Mammalia, Chiroptera, Vespertilionidae. The record is from RefSeq and is a predicted model, not a curated record.
ACAAAUCACUCAGUGAUGGAGGAAUUGAUGUCAGUUACUGGAAAAAAUAUGAAGAUUCAUCCCUUCAGAGAGGAAAAGGAUGAAGGGUUUGAUGACAAUGAUGGGUCUUCGACAUUCAGCAUUCUGGCUCUCCUGGGGUUUGCUCUAUGCUGGUUUCAUCUUCAUCGCUACCCUUUUAUUGGUGCUUAUUAUAAAAUCUAUCCAAUUUGUCAUUUGGACUGGCUUCAUGGUGGUCUUCACUCUCUUUUUCCUCUAUGGAUUGUCUUUGAUAGCUUUGGCUUUUCUAAUGAGCGUCUUGAUAAAGAUACCAUUCCUCACUGGCCUGGUCGUGUUCCUUCUCACUGUCUUUUGGGGGAGUCUAGGAUUCACGGUCUUGUACAGGCAUCUUCCUGCAUCCUUGGAGUGGAUAUUGGGUUUUCUCAGCCCCUUUGCCUUCAUGCUUGGAAUAAGCCAGCUUUUACGUGUGGACAAUGAUGUGAAUUCCAAUGCAUUUCCUGCUUUUUCAAACUACUCAAGUCAAAUAAUAGCAGCACAUUUUAUGUUGGCUUUUGAUAUUUUCCUCUACCUGGUAUUGACGAUUUAUUUUGAAAAAAUUUUGCCAAAUGAAUAUGAACACCAAUACUCACCCUUGUUUUUCCUGAAGUCCUCAUUUUGGUCACGACAACGUAAUGCUGAUCAUGUGGCCCUUGAAGAUGAAAUAUAUGCUGAUCCUUCAUCUAAUGACUCUUUUGAACCAGUGUCUCCAGAAUUCCAUGGGAAAGAAGCCAUCAGAAUAAGAAACGUUACAAAAGAAUAUAAAGGAAAGCCUGAUAAAGUAAAAGCUUUGAAAGACAUGGCAUUUGACAUAUAUGAAGGCCAAAUCACUGCAAUACUUGGUCACAGUGGAGCUGGAAAAUCAACACUAUUAAACAUUCUUAGUGGGUUAUCUGUUCCCACCAAAGGUUCCGUCACCAUGUAUAGUAAUAAACUUUCAGAAAUGGCUGACCUAGAAAAUAUCAGCAAGCUCACUGGAAUUUGCCCACAGUACAAUGUGCAAUUUGACUACCUCACUGUAAGAGAAAAUCUCAGACUCUUUGCUAAGAUAAAAGGGAUUCCACCACAGGAAAUGGAACAAGAGAUACAAAGAGUUGUGCUGGAGUUGCAAAUGGACAGUAUUGAAGACGUCCUUGCUCAAAACUUAAGUGGUGGACAGAAAAGAAAACUCACUUUUGGGAUUGCCAUUUUAGGAGAUCCUCAGAUUUUCCUAUUGGAUGAACCAACUGCUGGGUUGGAUCCCUUUUCAAGGCAUCAAGUGUGGAACUUGCUGAAGGAGCGGAAAAUGGAUCAUGUGAUCGUGUUCAGUACCCAGUUCAUGGAUGAGGCUGAUAUCCUGGCUGACAGGAAAGUGUUUCUCUCCAAAGGGAAGCUGAAGUGUGCAGGCUCAAGUCUGUUUCUAAAGAAGAAAUGGGGGAUUGGGUAUCACUUAAGUUUGCAGUUGAAUGAAAUGUGUGUUCAAGAAAAAAUAACAUCCAUUGUUACAAAGCACAUCCCUGAUGCCAAAUUAUCAGCGAAAUGUGAAGGAAAACUUGUCUAUGCAUUGCCCUUGGAAAGAACAAAUAAAUUUCCAGAACUUUAUGAGAACCUUGAUCUCUGUCCUGACCUGGGAAUUGAGAAUUAUGGUGUUUCCAUGCCAACCUUGAAUGAGGUGUUCCUGAAACUAGAAGGAAAAUCAACUGUUGAUGAACCAGGUAUUGCCACAUCUGGGGAAGUACACGCAGAAGGAGCUGAAGACACAGAAAGACUUUGUGAGAUGGAACAAGUUCUCUCUUCACUAAGUGAGAUGAAGGAAAGACUAGGUGGCAUGGCUCUGUGGAGACAGCAAAUCUGUGCAAUUGCAAGGGUCCGCUUAUUAAAGCUAAAGCAGGAUAGAAAAUCUCUUUUAUCACUGCUAUUGAUUCUAGGAAUUGGAGUUUUUUCUGUUCUGUGGGACUACAUCAUCUUCAGUACGUAUGAUGUCAUUUACACAUGGGAACUUUCUCCCCAUUUAUACUUCCUUGCUCCUGGACAACCACCGCAUGAUCCUCUCACUCAAUUAUUAAUCAUCAAUAAUACAGGGGCAAGCAUUGAUGACUUCAUACAUUCCGUGGAGCUUCAGAACAUAGCUUUGGAAGUGGAUGCAUCUGGAAAUAGAAAUGGUAUAGACGAUCCAUCUUAUAAUGGAGCCAUUAUAGUGUCUGGUCACGACAAGAAUUACACAUUUUCAUUAGCAUGCAAUACCAAGAGACUGAAUUGCUUCCCAGUUCUUAUGGAUAUUGUUAGUAAUGGGCUGCUUAGAAUAGUUAGACCAUCAGCACGUAUUCAAACUGGGAGAAGUACGUCUUUGCUGGUGAGUAUGUACUCUAUGACUCCCUCAUCAGGCAUCUCCUGGGUGGCUGGGAUUUUAUUUUUAUUGAGUAAAAUCUGCAGGGAACUGGAUAUUUCAGUUUCAUUCACGAUGUCUUCCCUGUUCUUGGUGUUUUUGUCAUCCAGUUAUGCUCCUUACAUUGCCAUGAGCAGCAUCGAUGAUUAUAAGAACAAAGUGUGGUCCCAGCUUCGGAUCUCCGGGCUCUUCCCUUCCGCUUACUGGCUUGGGCAGGCGUUGGUGGACGUCCCACUAUACUGGCUGAUGUUCCUUCUAAUAUAUUUAUUGGAGUUUAUUUUAAGCUUCAAAGAAAAUAUGUUUGAAUUUAUACUUCACAAUGAGCAAAUCCCAUGUGCUAUUGGUUCUGUACCAUCCCUUGUUUUCUUUACGUAUAUAAUUUCAUUCAUUUUUCGAAAGGGGAGAAAAAAUAGUGGCAUUUGGUCUUUGGGCUACUUUGUUAUCACCCAUUUCGGUAUGGUCAUCAUUCUGGUGGGAAUGUCUGAAAACAUUUUACUGUUUUUCAUCAACUUGAUAACGCCACACACUGCAUUAGUUGCCUGUAUGAUCUUAUCUUUUUAUCAUGGGUGGCUUUUUUCAAUUGAUGGAGAGCUCGUUCUGCUAUUCCUAAUUCCUUUCUUGCAACUUAUUGUUGUGAUUUUUAUUCUUCGAUGUCUGGAAUGGAAGUUUGGAAAGAUAUCAAUGAGAAAGGAUCCCUUCUUUCGGAUUUCUCCAAGAAGCAGUGAUGUACACCAAAAUCCAGAGGAGCCCGAGGAGGAGGAUGAAGAUGUUGAGAUGGAAAGAGUGAGAACAGCAAAUGCCUUGAAUUCCACAAACUUUGAUGAGAGACCAGCCAUUAUUGCCAGCUGUCUACGCAAGGAGUACACAGUGAGGAGGAAACACUGCUUUUCCAAGAAGAAGAAGAAAAUCGCCACAAGGAAUGUCUCUUUCUGUGUCAGAAAAGGUGAGGUUUUAGGAUUACUAGGACACAAUGGAGCUGGUAAAAGUACAUCCAUUAAAGUGAUAACUGGAGACACCAAACCAACUGCUGGACAGGUGCUACUAAAAGGCAGCAGCGAAGGGGACCCUCUGGGGUUCCUGGGGUACUGUCCUCAGGAGAAGGGGCUGUGGCCCAACCUGACAGUGAGGCAGCACCUGGACGUGUUCGCUGCGGUGAAAGGGCUGAGGAAAGCAGAUGCCACGGUCACCAUCACACGGUUGGUGGAGGCGCUCAAGCUGCAGGAGGAGCAGAAGCGCCCUGUGAAGGCCUUGUCAGAGGGAAUCAAGAGAAAGCUGUGCUUCGCGCUGAGCAUCCUGGGAAACCCAUCGGCGGUGCUGCUGGACGAGCCGACCACGGGCAUGGACCCCUCGGGGCAGCAGCAGAUGUGGUGA